Gryllus bimaculatus (two-spotted cricket) is the source of this 2421-nucleotide messenger RNA. The record is from the annotation of a GenBank genome assembly. NCBI's taxonomy places the organism in Eukaryota, Metazoa, Arthropoda, Insecta, Orthoptera, Gryllidae.
AUGGGCGCGUGGCGAGGCGCGUGCGUGGGCGGGGCGCUGGUGUUGUGCUGCGUGGCCGCCGCGCGCGCCAUCGUCGGGGGCUCGGAGACACAAGCGACGCUGCGCGACGUGAGCAAGUGCUGCGAGCGGGGCUUCCAGCUGCACGCGGUGGCCGCCCGCUGCGUGCCUCGCGCCGGCGGCGCCGCCGUCCCCGCCGACGCCGACAAGUGGGAGCUGCUGCGCCCGCCCAUGGGCGACGCCGACGCCUACUGGCUGCCGCCCGCACUGCGCGAGGGGCCGGUCUUCGCCAGCUACGACGCCCUUGACACCGCCCACCACGCCGACAAGCUGCCUUCCUUCAGGUUACGCACCCUGGGCUACUCCCAGCGAGUGGAGGCGAAGCCCGAAACAGUGGAACGCUUCCUCAAGGUCAACUCCACUGCCCGGCGCUUCGAGCUGACCGCCUUCAAAGGGAGAGUGGGGCUCAGCACGGUGCGGAGGCAAACGUUCUGCUUCGACGCGACGGACAGCCCGCACAUGCCCCACGUCAUUUUCACCACUCUCGAGCUGCGGUCGGUGCCCAAGUGCUGCGCCAAGGGGUACCAGCUCAACGCGCAAGCGGAGGCGUGCGAACAACGCGAGAAAAGGGAGAAAAACGAGAACGCGACCGAGGAGAUCAUCGAUCCCUUCGUCGACCCAAAGGUCGCGUACUGGCUGCCGCGGAAGAUGCUCAACACUGUGAUCGUGGCGGUGUACCGCAAGCAGCAGCAGCUGCUACGUUGGAACGUAGCAGUGGACGCCAACUCCGUGGUGGGGCUGAACCUGGACGACGAUGACGACUACGACGACUACGAGGAUGACGAGGCGGGCCAGCCCAAAGCGGCUGCGGGCGGCGGUGGGGACGGCUCCAAGCCCGAGUGGGAGCUGCGCGAGGACGGCGCAGGCUACUCCGUGCGCGUGCGAGGUCCGUCACGCACCGGCAGCCGCGUGGAGGGCGUGACCUCCGAGUUCUGCUUCGACACGACGGCGGACGGGCCGCUGCCGCACCGGAUGAUGCUGGCGCGGCUGUGGAGCCUGCCCAAGUGCUGCGCGCGCGCCCAGCAGCUCAACGCCAACGCCACGGGCUGCGAGGCGCGGGCGGACGCGCGGGCGGCGGCGGCGGCGGGCGACGCGGGCGGCGGCGGCGGCUUCGAGGACCUGAGCGCCGUCGUGGCUUCCGGGGCGCAGCACUGGGUGCCAGUCAGACUACGCUCCAUGCAGGCCCUGCUGGUGGAGUACCUGCGCGAGUCGGACCGCAAGUGGAUGUCCGCGCGGCAGGUGAUCCCCGCCGACAACGAGCUCCUCUGGCAGCUCGACUUGGCGGGAGACGCGCCGAGGGUGAUGGUGCUGGCCGCGGACGCCGCCAACCACUCGGUGCGCUCGCGCGCGUCGGUGUACUGCUUCGACAGCAGGGGGGCGGACGAGCGCGUGCUGCUGACGGUGGUGUCGCAAGUGAACAAGUGCUGCCGCAAGGACGAGCAGCUGGACGUGCGCGCCGCGAAGUGCGUGGACCGCCUAGGAGUGGAGGACGGCGGCUCUGAAACGGGCAUCGUGGACGCCGAGAACCCGGAGGCGGCCUUCUGGAUACCUCAGCAGCUGCGGAACAACCUCAUCCCGGUGCGCUACGACUUCGGUCUCAUGGAGAAAGGGGGCGUGGUGUUCGAUGCAAAUCACGGCGGGCGCUGGAGGAUCGACUUCAACGCUAAUGGCUCCGUGCUGUCCCUGUUGUCGUCGACGACGUUGUCUGGCACCAGUCGGGCGGUGAGCACCGACAGGUUCUGUUUCGACGCCAUCGAGAAGGACGGCCCGGUGGCGCUGAUCGCCGACGUGUGCUACGAGCAGGGCUUUAACUGCUUCUUCAAGUGCUGUCCGUCGGGCAAGCUCCUGUCGGUGGAGGGCAAGUGCACCGACAACAGCGGACGCGACUGGUCCCCGCGCGUGUCGGCCGCCGCCAAGUUCCUCAGCAGCGAGGGGCUGUACACGGCCAAGAUCCUGUCGAACCCCAUCUGCGGCAACGCGUCCUUCCACGCAGACCGCACCCCGGCCUCGCCUGAGGAGUUCGCGGCGCGCCUGCAGGGAAAGGAACGUCAGUACCGCUUCUCAAAGACGUUUUUCUGCGCGGACUUCCGUGAGGGCGCGGGCGCGGGGGCGGGGGCGGGCGAGGCACUGGCCUACUGCGUGGCGCCUCCCAUCGCCCCCACCUACGAGGCGGUGCGGCCGCUGGGCGUGGCGGCGGUGGCGCUCCUAGCGGCGGCGCUGGCGCUGCUGCUGCGCGCCCCCGACACGCGCGCAUCCACGCACGGGCGUGCGCUCGCGUGCCACGCCGCCUGCCUGCUCGCCGCCAACGCCACUCAGGCCGCCUGGUUCUUCCUCGACCGCGACGACGCCUACUGCAAGUACUAC